UUCACAAAUCAAAACAUUCCCAGACGUAGUACAAACGCCCAUUGACGGGCGCGACGAAGGGAUGGAUGACACUUCCAUUCAGAUUUUUGGCUUGUGCCUGCCACUGCCUGGCACGUAAGUACGAGUAUUGUACGUCUUGACUCUUGUGCAUCAGCUGUCUUCAUUCUGAUUUUCCGUCUGACUUGGACACAAAGUUGCUGAUUUACGACGGUACUGGUCUGAAUUAAUAGUAUCGUUUUGUUUAUUUGUUUGCUGUACAUGUUAGGUAAGAGUCUAAGACAUUGUUUUAUCCAAAUAUCCUUUCAUCAUUUUUUUGUUCCACGUUUAUUUUCGAGUGAUUAAUUAUUCCUCUCAGGGAAUUUCCCGAAAGGGUUGUUAUCUGUGCAAUAUUUGAUUUCGAUCGUGGGCGCAUAUUACAGGACAACUGAGGACAUAGAUUUGCUUGCGCUCCCAUUAUGAUUAUUUACUUACUCUGGUCUCUGGAAACGGUUCUUCAUAUGUUAUGCGCGAACUAUAGACGCAGUCGUUAUCUCUGAUAAGUAAAAACCACUUCUGAAAAUUUGAUCGAUUGGAUAAGUGCUAAAUCAGUACGCCCUCGAAUCUCUGUGCGAUCCAAGAAAACAGCGGGGUCUGUAACGUAUCCUUGAUUUGGGAAGUUACGAGUCUGGCUUUUGGCUUUAUGGAACCCUUCCUUACUGUUUGGCAGUUCGUUUCUAUCACAUAGCUGUGGGUUCUAGUCCUACGGUACAGCGAUAUGUGCUGUUUGCCCAGUCGUUGCCUGUCUUAUUAUGCUGGAUUUUGUUGAGAUAUCAUGGAACGGGAGAGUGAACAGAAAGAACACCAGCUGCGCAAAUCGGAUGAUGCAGAUGGCCUUCAUUUGCAACCUCCAAGUAAUUCCCUCUGGUGCAGUCCAGCUGGACACAAUCUGGAAUUCGCCCACAAAAUGCGCGUACUCGACCAGGCAGAGCAGGGUUGGGUGGACGAUGAAAUCGCCACAGCUGCCAUGAAAAUGCUGAAGUCACAGUACGACCUGGGUGGACUACGUCCCACAGCGUUGUUUUAUGGACAAACACGGGCGCCAUCGGAAGAACGCCGUCAGCAGCUGUUUUGGCUGAGAAAUCUCUGGCAAGCUGCGGACUUCAAGCCCGAAAGGCGGCAAGCGCAGAUUCUGUACACAGGAUCAUUGCACUGGGUUCUCGUGAGCAAUUAUCAUCAGUUUGAAGAGGAACUGGUUUAUGUAUAUGACAGCCGAGAUGAACCUGCACCGGAUUUCCUUAUUAAUAAGGUGGCCGCUGUCUACAGAUUUAAAAGUCCGAAAUUUCGAAUGUCAUGGCCCUUGGUCGAUCAGCAGAGGAAUAAUAAGGACUGUGGAAUAUAUGCGAGUGCUUUCCUAGUUGCCUUGUGCAAUAAAACAGACCCUGCCACAGUUUUACUGGACGACUCGAAGAAACUAAGAGAACAUUUAGUUCGAUGUUGCGAAGAAGGAGCAUUUGCUGUGGAUGAUCUCUUUCCUACUCGUUCGGCAUCUACAAACAAGGACUGGUCAGCCUUCUCCAUGUCUGCACAUCUUUUAUGGCAGCGUUUCAAAAAAGUGAGGCACAGAGUGGCACUGCCGGAUCGGGAAAUUCGUAUUAUUUGCGAGUGCCGAAUGCCGCCUGGCAAAGGACGCAAAGAUCGGAACGUCAUGUGCCAGGAAUCUAAGUGUGAUAUAAAACGAUUUCAUGAGAGUUGUAUUUAUAACUUUGAUAGGGAGUUUUAUGAAAGAAUUGAGCGAAAGCACUGGGUAUGUCCUACUUGUCGCUCUAUGUUUAAGAGGGAAUAAUUGCUUGAGUUCCUGUGUUAUAGCUAGAUUAUUUAUUUUUUCGCUGCCCCGAGUGAUUUCUACUGUUUUAUGAUUCAGUAUUCAAUCUAAGCGCAAUGCAGAUCUAUUUUUACUUGUGAUUUAUAGUGUGAAAAUUGCCAUUCUCCGUCUUGGAUAUCAUUAACGUUAAUUUUGUGGGGUACGCUCUCUUGACUUACGGAUUUUAAGUGUAACACCCACACGACGCGGUUCCUGUCCAGAAGGUAUGAAU
Paramacrobiotus metropolitanus is the source of this 2072-nucleotide messenger RNA. RefSeq lists its product as uncharacterized. Bases 812 to 1822 code for a protein of 336 amino acids. The record is from RefSeq and is a predicted model, not a curated record. The transcript is spliced from 5 exons. Gene Ontology annotation, biological process: proteolysis. NCBI's taxonomy places the organism in Eukaryota, Metazoa, Tardigrada, Eutardigrada, Parachela, Macrobiotidae. Gene Ontology annotation, molecular function: cysteine-type peptidase activity.